AAUUUUCCUUUGCAGCAUUACAAUUCUUCUCUUUAAUAAUUGUUUCCGAGGUGAAUUUCUUGAUAGAGUUAAAUCUGUUUGUGUUUCCUGACUCUCUGCAAUCAUUGUUAAUUUUGCAUUUGUAAAUAAAUAUAACAUUGUAUGCAAGUUCAUAAUCAUACUUUCUAUUUAAUACAAUUUACCUCUUUCGUUUUGUAUUUCUGUAUUUGCAACAUAACUUGAAGUGCUAGCUUCUAAAUAAUCCAGCAAGGGAAUGUCUGAACCUUUCAAAAACACAUUAAAACAAACGUAAAAUUACUUUUUAUACCAUAAAUGAUAACGAUUGGAAUAAAUAUAGGUAAGAAAGGGGUGCGUGCGUGCGUGCGUGCGCGCGCGCGUGUGUGUGUGUGUGUGUGUGAAGCGGAGGGAAGAGAGAAAGGAUGUAAAGAGAAAAUAUCAUACAAUAACAAUGAUACUAGUUGUUCCGAAUUACAAUUAUUGAAUCUUAAUUUAAUCCGUCGUUAUUCGAUAUCUUCAGACAGUUCUCGAGCUCGCUUGUUUUCAUGUAAGAACGCGACAAAUAAGUUAUUUUCGCGAACUCGAUCGACUCGAAACAAUGGAGCUAGCCGAUCCGCUGGCUGUCCGCGACAUUGACUCGAGUUUUUAGACACGUAUAGAUCAAGAGCCUAACGUCCGAAGCCUUGUUGUCACCGUGUUAGUCGAAUUAUCUGAGGGAUUCAAAGGAAAGCGAGGUCUCGGGAACGAUAUUAGAGCUUUGUCAGCACUCGCGUAAAGAUCGAUCUGCUUUUGAAUCACCUCACGAAUCGAACCAAUUCCAGUGUCGGCCAACUCUCAACUCGCUUCGCCGUUGAGCCGCUCUCUCAUUUCGACGUCCGACGCGUCUGAGAGCUCGUCAGGCGCGCGUCAUCGAUUCGCCGCUGCAUAACAUUUCUAUUCUGUGUCUUUGACGAACUGCCACCUCGUGUGUCGGUGCACGCGUGAAAGCACGCCCGAAACCGACGCGAUCAAGAUAUCCGCCGCGUCGCCGAUCCGGCGCUGCAAAUGUGGAAGAUCUCCGAUCUGCGCCUAGUUUGAACUUACGACCUGACUGACAUGGUGCACGAAUUGCAGUGAUAAUAAACUGACCGUUGAGUACACAAGAGUUCUCUCUCAACCUGCAACUACCUCUUCCUCCAUCCGCUUGGAAUCAUCAGGGCUCCGAGAGCACAGUCUCGCGCUCAACGCUGGGCGGUUCCGGUAUCACGAAACACUAGCCAGAUACCAGUCGAAGAAUUAAAAAGACGCUGGAAAAUUCAAUGUGAUCGAUAUAUGAGGAUUCGAAGUGAUAUGAAAAAAAAACCACGCAGUGGAUCAUCUGCGGCAACCAAAAAACAUCCAAACUAUAAAUAUUAUAAAUUAAUGUCAUUUUUAGAUGAUAGUAUGGAACAGCAAAAGCAUGUAUCGAAUAUAUGUUUUAAUAUAAAAUCACAGCCGCUUACUUCAUCAUCAAAUUAUAAUACUUCACAAAUAAAAACUUCUCACGUUGACAAUCUGCUUCCGUCAUGUACUACUCAGGUUCAAUCUCCGCUUACAUCACCUACAGCUGAUUUUUCAUCAUCCGAAACGAUUUCUCAGUCUUCAUCAUCUUCCUCAUUGACAAGUUCCGCAAGUCAUAAUUUUACCAAAUCAUCAAAACACGUCCGACGAUUUUCCACCAUCGAAGAUGAAUUAUUACGUGGACUUGCAAUAUUAAAAGAACCAACACCACCUGCAGCAACAGACUCGAUAGAUCUAUUUUGUCGCAGCAUUGCAGAUACUUUACGGAAGCUAGAUCUGAAAAGCAGAUUAUCAGCUGAAAUGGAAAUAAUACAGUUACUCCAUGAUAAGUUUUAAAAGAUUCAAAAAUAUAUUGUUUUUAUUAUAAUAAUAUUAAGAAAUAUAUAGCAAUAUUAUUAAUAAUAUUAAAAAAAUAAUUUUUAGUUUUCGUUAUGUGAUUAAAGAAUUUAUUAUGUGUUUAGUUUAUAACUAUAACAAAUGUACUUAAUUGUUGAAUAUUACAUUUUAUUUUAUUUUAUUAGUUUAAUAGACGAAAAAUAUGUUCCUUUUUUUAAGAUUAUAAUAUUUAUUUUAGAACGUUUAGUACAGAUAAAAAUGUUAUACAAAAUACUCUUAUUCUUUUACAUUCAGUUUUGCACAUGGAUACAUACAUUAUCUACAUACAUAAGUUUAUUAAUAAAACAAUGUUUUCUUAACAUGUACAUGUUUUUUUAAAUAAAGUCAUGUUUAUGUUA
Ooceraea biroi (clonal raider ant) is the source of this 2270-nucleotide messenger RNA. RefSeq lists its product as uncharacterized. Gene Ontology annotation, molecular function: DNA binding. The record is from RefSeq and is a predicted model, not a curated record. Lineage: Eukaryota; Metazoa; Arthropoda; Insecta; Hymenoptera; Formicidae.